Molecule: messenger RNA, 2503 nt
Organism: Epinephelus lanceolatus (giant grouper)
Lineage: Eukaryota; Metazoa; Chordata; Actinopteri; Perciformes; Serranidae
Gene: nfkbiz
Product: nuclear factor of kappa light polypeptide gene enhancer in B-cells inhibitor, zeta
Biological process (GO): regulation of gene expression
Cellular component (GO): nucleus
Molecular function (GO): protein binding
Source: RefSeq, a predicted model, not a curated record
CAUUUUGUGUGGCAGUUGUUCGUCAUUUCUGCAUUUCUGGUCUUGCGGCGACGUGAAGGCGGCAGGAAGGUGUGUGACACGGUGUUAAUAAAUGAAUACUUAAACAUGUUGGAUCAAAGAGGGAACGAGACCAGAAGGAGCCAGAUUCUGCCCAUGGAGACCAGCUUCAACCACAACGAUAAAGGCCUUUUUAUCACUGAUCUCAGACCGCCUGAGUACGUCCACGCUGUGCACAAGAAGACAGUGAAAGAGCUGCUGCUGAUGAGACACGAGAAAUGGAACCACUCACAGGACGACAUCUACCCGGUCCAUAAAUUCAAAUCUCCAAAAUCUGAAGCUCCUGUCAGUGACCUGAGUCCUCACCAGUGGGACCCUCCAGGACCAGGAAAUAUAUUUGAUAUUAAAAAUCAUGUCCCUGCUGCUUCUCCUGAAAAUGGACACAUUCCUCCACAACAAACGCAACAUCAAGCUCUGCAGGGACCAGCGGCUAUGACUGCUGAAGUGAAGACUUUAUUUGACUGGCAGAUACAGAGAGAGGGACAGAGGGUUGGAGAAGUGUCUCCUGAGACGCUGAGCAUGCAAGAUGCAGAUGGUGACACAGCUCUCCACAUUGCAGUGGCACAAGGUAAACGGGCUCUAGCUUAUGUGCUCGCUACAAAAAUGGCUCAAUGUGGCUCUGUGGAUGUGAAAGAACACAAUGGCCAGACAGCUCUUCAGAUAGCAGCCGCCACCAAUCACCACUUAAUAGUCAAGGACCUAUUGGAACAUGGAGCACAAGUCGACACUCGAGACCUGUGGGGUCGUUCUCCUUUACACUUGUGUGCUGAGAAGGGACAUUUUCUCAGUCUUCAGAGCAUCUGGAGGACCCUGAUGGGCAGCGGGCAGCUAAUCGAUAUUGAAAUGUUCAACUAUGAUGGUUUAACCCCGCUGCAUGCAGCAGUCCUGUCUCACAACGCUGUUGUUAAAGAGCAGAGGAGUCUGGAGAAUCUUUGCUCAUACAUGGCAAAGGAGCUGGUGCAGAAGACACAGAUGUAUGUGGAGUGUAUAAGAACUCUGCUGCUCAUGGGCGCCUCCUGUGGGACAAAGGAUCUAAAAAGCGGACGGACGUGUCUUCACAUAGCUUCCGAGGAGGCAAAUGUGGAGCUGCUUAACAUUUUCCUGGACCUGCCAUCUUCACUGUCAGUCGUAAAUGUUAAGACAUUCAGUGGGAACACGGCCCUGCACAUUGUCAGCUCUCUGCAAAAUCACAAAAGUCAAGUGGAAGCAGUGAAGCUGCUGAUGAGAAAAGGAGCGGACCCCGGGACCAGGAACUUUGAAAAUGAAAUGCCGUCUCAGCUGGUGCCUGAAGGACCCACCGGUGACAAGGUGCGGCAGAUCCUGAAAGGAAAAUAUUUUCAUGUUUAAAUGAAGCUCAAAAACGCUGUCAGUCAGACAGUCCAGUCUAUCUUAUUAUUAUUUGCCAAAACCAGGCAGAUGUUGGUUGUUUCUGUGAAACAUGCCAAAUUGUUCAUUACCAUGUAAUGCUUAAGGAGAAAGUGAGGAUAUGAUUUGUGUUUUUGUUGUUGUUUAUCAGCCUUUUUCAUUUAAGAGGUAACUUUGGCAUUUUUUAACCUUGACUGAUGGAACAACAAUUUUUGAAACUGGUCCAAUGUAACCAGUCGGCCAUAGCACCUUAAUUUUCGAAAGCCAAAAAAAAGGGUCCAGGUUGAAAAAUACCAAACUUGCUCUUUAAGCUGAUACAUCCAGAUUGCUAUACAAUGAGCUAACAUGCUCCGUAAAUCUGUAUUUGUUGUGUUUUGGAUGAUGAUUUAUGAUUAUUGCUGAAGCAGUCAAUCCUGUUUGAAGAAAUUUCACUGCUAAAUUUUAUAUUUUUGGUUUAUUUAGUUCAGUCGAAAGUAGAAAUGUUAUGCUGGAUAUCAUUUACAUUAGCGGUUAGCAUGCUGUAGUUUAUUUUAAAAUCAUUCUAUUAUGGUGUCAUUAAAGUCGUGUGUGUAUAAUAAUGUACAUUUUCCUCAAAGGUUUAAUAUUUUAGUUCAGGUAGAAAACAUAGAUGUUCAAUCACUGGACUGACAUAUUCUGACACUACUGUACUGCAUUGUUUUGUCAAAACAUUGUGUGAUGUUAUGACAUGAAAUUUAUCACUUGAAUCAUUAGAAGAGAUUUUUGAUAUGUUGUACAUUUUGAACUGUUAGUUUUGUUUUGUUGAUGGGUAUGGGAAUGUUCUGCAGCAAGUCAUAUUUUGCUGUACUUUUUCUUUUUUGGUGUUCAUAAAGUCAAAAUAAUGUAGAUUACAAAAAGUUAUUAAACAUUUUAUUGUGAAAUACAUAGUGCUGACACAUUUAGAGUAACUUUUUUAGUGAAAAGCUAAUUUUGAAUUUGAUGUUUUUCUUAAAUGCAGAUGCUUUUCCUACAUUUGUAAAUGUUUGUUUUAAUCUGAAUGUCUAAAAUGAUCAAUGUACCAAAUGUCUCAGCUUCGGAUCAAUAAAGGUUUAUAUCUUCUUAA